Phoenix dactylifera (date palm) is the source of this 1674-nucleotide messenger RNA. RefSeq lists its product as uncharacterized. Gene Ontology annotation, biological process: spliceosomal snRNP assembly. Gene Ontology annotation, cellular component: SMN complex. Gene Ontology annotation, molecular function: protein binding; RNA binding. NCBI's taxonomy places the organism in Eukaryota, Viridiplantae, Streptophyta, Magnoliopsida, Arecales, Arecaceae. The record is from RefSeq and is a predicted model, not a curated record.
UCCCUCCAAUCUCCUGCGUGGCCCCUCUCCCUGGUUUUGCCUUUUUUUUUUUGUCCCAUUUUCGUUCUUAUUGUGUAAUUAAAUUUUUGGUAAAAAAGUGUAAAAUUAUACAUUUCAGUCUCUUAUCCCAUUUUUCUGAAUCGUUACAGAGGGCUUCGAUUGUCUUCGAUUUUUUUGUUUGGGGCUAGGGUUAGGGCUUAUUUGGUAUUCGAUCUCCUUCCCUUCGAUUUUGCCAAGGGAUUCUUUAGGGUUGAGAGUCUUGCUUUUAUGGAGAAAAGAAAGGUGGCCAUUCCUCUCGUCUGCCAUGGGCAUUCGCGGCCGGUGGUGGAUUUGUUCUACAGCCCCGUUACUCCGGACGGAUUCUUUCUCAUCAGCGCAAGCAAAGAUGCCAGUCCCAUGCUGAGAAAUGGUGAGACAGGAGACUGGAUUGGAACAUUUGAAGGGCAUAAGGGUGCAGUCUGGAGUUGCUGCCUUGAUACCAAUGCUCUACGCGCUGCAUCUGGUUCAGCUGAUUUCUCAGCGAAAAUAUGGGAUGCAUUAACUGGAGAUGAAUUACACUCGUUUGAACACAAACACAUUGUUCGCACAUGUGCCUUUUCCGAGGAAGAGGAGACGGGAAAGUAUAGUUGAUGGAAAAAUGAAAAAAAUGCCUCAUUUUUGGUUGUUGGAGGUUUCAAAGGAGAGAGUUGGAAAGCCACUUUUCUACGGGCUGAAAAUUAUGGAUACACACCUGUUGCUCACUGGAGGAGUUGAAAAAAUGUUACGGAUAUUUAAUUUGAAUCGUCCAGAUGCACCUCCAAGAGAAGUUGAUAAAUCACCUGGUUCGAUCAGAACCGUUGCUUGGCUUCAUAGUGAUCAGACAAUAUUAAGUUCCUGUACCGAUAUCGGGGGUGUGAGGUUAUGGGAUGUAAGAAGUGGGAAUAUUGUCCAAACUCUUGAGACCAAGUCACCUGUUACCAGUGCAGAAGUUAGCCAAGAUGGCAGAUAUAUCACUACCGCUGAUGGCUCAUCCGUCAAAUUUUGGGAUGCAAACCAUUUUGGACUUGUUAAAAGCUACAACAUGCCAUGUACUGUCGAAUCAGCUUCACUCGAACCAAAGUUUGGCAACAGAUUCAUUGCUGGAGGUGAAGAUUUGUGGGUUCAUGUUUUUGAUUUUCAUUCUGGGGAGCAGAUCACUUGCAAUAAGGGUCACCAUGGACCUGUCCAUUGUGUACGGUUCUCUCCGAUGGGCAAAUCAUAUGCUUCAGGUUCAGAAGAUGGGACCAUAAGAAUAUGGCAGACGAGUCCCGCCACUGCUGAUGAGAAUGAGGCGACUGGGGCGAAUGGUGCUGCUGGAAAAGUGAAGGUUGGUGCAAAUGAAGCUGCUCGGAAAAUCGAGGGUUUUCACAUUAGCAAGGAUGGACCUAACGAGGGAUAGGAUGCUGCCUCGAUAGAUUCCCGAUGCUGUGCUCAAUUGGGUAUAAGAAGGUUUAUAUUCCUUACUGAUCAAUUCUGCCCUCUCUAAGCCUUGCAGGGUGUGGUUGCUAUUAAAUAGGUGCCCUUCCUAUGCUUGAUUGCAGCCAUCUUCCAAGAAUAACUAGCCAAGGUUUCAUGUGCUUUAUCGAACUAUCCUUUAUAAAGAAACUUAAAAACCUUGUGUUGUAUAAUUUUAAUAUUUUGAUUUUUGUCGACUUA